This is a messenger RNA of Penicillium bovifimosum, 2106 nucleotides long. Its product is annotated as putative NADH-ubiquinone oxidoreductase 64 kDa subunit. The transcript is spliced from 4 exons. Gene Ontology annotation, molecular function: NADH dehydrogenase activity; calcium ion binding. Lineage: Eukaryota; Fungi; Ascomycota; Eurotiomycetes; Eurotiales; Aspergillaceae. The annotation marks the transcript as partial. The record is from RefSeq and is a predicted model, not a curated record.
UCUCCUUUAGCCGUCGCAAUGCUACACGCGAUGCUGCGCCGGAGCUGCGCGGACAGCAUCGCUCUCAAGUCAACCCGCUCACUGUCAGCUCCAAUGCAUGCCUCGAAGGCAUCGUCAUUACUCCGCCAACCUCUAUCCCGCUCCAUACAUACCCUUUACCGGCGACCAGUCCCUCAAUGGCGCACCUGGACACCGGCCUCGACGCCGAUCCGUCUCAAAUCUGAGAUCGCCGCCAAUGUCGAACCCGGACGACGCUCUCGUGUUUUGAACGUUAUGCGCAAGGUGUUCACAUACUGUGGAUUUUUCAUUGUCUCCACUGGUACCUUGAUUGUCGCCUUCUUCAUCUACGACGCUAGUACAUACCGCGACACUACUACUGGGGUAGACAUCCCAGUCUCUGAAUUGGCACUCAACCCUAGACAUGGAGGUCCAAAGAACUUGCCCAUUGCCGAUGUGCUGGUGGGUGACUAUGACUCGGAGGCUAUGCUUCAACAGAAGGAUAAGCCUCGUCUGGUUAUUCUUGGAACGGGCUGGGGUAGCAUUUCGCUCCUCAAGAGCUUGAACCCUGGGGAUUAUCAUGUCACUGUUGUCUCUCCCACUAACUAUUUCCUGUUUACUCCUAUGUUGCCCUCCGCGACCGUGGGCACUUUGGGUCUUCGCUCUCUGGUUGAGCCCGUUCGACGUAUCAUUGACCGCUUGAAUGGUCACUUCCUCAAGGCUUCGGCGACAGAUGUUGAUUUCUCCGCAAAACUGGUCGAAGUAUCCCAGGUUGGCCAGGAUGGCCAGACGAAAAACUUUUAUCUUCCCUACGACAAGCUUGUUAUCGGUGUUGGAUGCGUCACGAACCCACACGGCGUCAAAGGCCUUGAAAACUGUAACUUCCUGAAGACCAUUGAUGAUGCUCGCCAAAUCAAGAAUAAGGUGCUGGAAAACAUGGAGCAGGCUUGUCUCCCCACCACCACUGACGAAGAGCGCAAGCGCCUGCUGUCCUUUGUGGUAUGUGGAGGUGGUCCCACCGGUGUUGAGUUCGCCGCGGAGCUGUUCGAUCUUCUGAAUGAGGAUCUGCUUCACUCUUUCCCUCGCAUCGUUCGAAACGAGAUAUCCGUCCACAUCAUCCAAAGUCGAUCCCACAUCCUGAACACUUACGACGAGGCACUUUCCCAGUACGCCGAGAAUCGAUUCACUCGCGAUGGCGUUGAGGUUCUGACCAACGCCCGUGUCAAGGAAGUGCGCCCUGACCGGGUCCUGUUUUCCCAGGUGGAAGACGGCAAGACCAUAGUAAAAGAGAUCCCAACUGGAUUCUGCUUAUGGUCCACAGGAGUCGCCCGAGCCGAGAUCUCAGAAACCAUAUCUAACAAACUGGAAAGCCAAAACAACAAGCACGCCCUCGAAACCGACUCUCACCUACGCUUAAUCGGCGCUCCUCUAGGCGACGUCUACGCCAUCGGCGACUGCGCAACAGUCCAAAACAACGUGGCCGACCACAUCAUCCGGUUCCUCCGCACAAUCGCCUGGGAGAAAGGCCGCGACCCAGAGAAAGUCCAGCUCACCUUCUCCGAAUGGAAAGAUUUCGCCGCCCGCGUGAAGAAACGCUUCCCGCAAGCCUCAGCCCACCUCCGCCGCCUCGACCGCCUCUUCGAACAGUACGAUAAAGACCAAUCCGGCACCCUCGACUACGGCGAGCUCUCCGAGCUCCUGCACCAAAUUGACACGAAGCUCACCUCCUUGCCUGCCACCGCGCAGCGCGCCAACCAACAGGGCGUGUACCUCGGCCGCAAACUAUCCAAGAUUGCAGCCGCCCUCCCCGGUCUCCGGGCUAACGAGAUCGACUACGGUGACCUUGACGAGGCCGUUUACAAGGCUUUCAAGUAUAAGCACCUUGGAAGCUUGGCGUACAUCAGCAAUGCUGCCAUCUUUGAUAUCGGUGGUAUGAGCUUCAGUGGCGGUGUCCUUGCUGUGUAUCUCUGGCGGAGUAUCUACUUCGCUGAGAGCGUCAGCUUCCGCACGCGCUGUAUGCUGGCUAUGGACUGGGGCAAGAGAGCGCUCUUUGGAAGAGGUAUGUUUCUAAGUCUUCGAAUUGGUCUCAAUGUUUUCUUGUUUUGCUAA